Molecule: messenger RNA, 1868 nt
Organism: Triticum aestivum (bread wheat)
Lineage: Eukaryota; Viridiplantae; Streptophyta; Magnoliopsida; Poales; Poaceae
Product: allene oxide synthase 2
Exons: 1
Coding region: 80-1522 (480 amino acids)
Biological process (GO): sterol metabolic process
Molecular function (GO): oxidoreductase activity, acting on paired donors, with incorporation or reduction of molecular oxygen; iron ion binding; monooxygenase activity
Source: RefSeq, a predicted model, not a curated record
AACACACAGCGAGAGUGUAAGCAGAUCCACAGCAACGUUAGCUGCUCGUGAUCGAUCGAUCUGAAGCAACAAGUGUAAGAUGAACCAGAGCGCCGUGGGCUCCCUGGUGCCGCGGCAGGCGCCGGGCAGCUACGGCCUGCCGUUCGUCUCGGCCAUCCGCGACCGCCUCGACUUCUACUACUUCCAGGGAGAGGCCAAGUACUUCGAGUCCCGCGUCGAGAAGCACGGCUCCACCGUCCUCCGCAUCAACGUCCCGCCGGGCCCCUUCAUGGCGCGCGACCCCCGCGUGGUCGCCGUGCUCGACGCCAAGAGCUUCCCCGUGCUCUUCGACGUCGACAAGGUCGAGAAGAAGAACCUCUUCACAGGCACCUACAUGCCCUCGACCUCCCUCACCGGCGGCUUCCGCGUCUGCUCCUACCUCGACCCCUCCGAGCCCACCCACGCCAAGGUCAAGCAGCUGCUCUUCUCCCUCCUCGCCUCGCGCAAGGACGCCGUCAUCCCGGCCUUCCGCUCCCACUUCUCCUCGCUCCUCGCCACCGUCGAGUCGCAGCUCGUUCUCGCCGGCAAGUCCAACUUCAACACGCUCAACGACUUCACCUCCUUCGAGUUCAUCGCCGACGCCUACUUCGGUGUGCUCCCCUCCGCCUCUGACCUCGGCACCACCGGCCCCACCAAGGCCGCCAAGUGGCUCAUAUUCCAGCUCCACCCGCUCGUCACGUUCGGCCUCCCUUUGAUCCUCGAGGAGCCGCUCCUCCACACCGUGCUUCUCCCGCCCAUCUUCGUCAGCGGUGACUACAAGGCGCUCUACAAGUACUUCUACGCCGCCGCGACCAAGGCGCUCGACAUGGCCGAGAGCCUCGGGCUGAACCGGGACGAGGCAUGCCACAACCUGCUGUUCGCCACCGUGUUCAACAGCUACGGCGGCCUCAAGGUGAUGCUCCCGGGGAUCCUCGGGCGCAUCGCUGAGGCCGGAGAGAAGUUCCACCAGAGGCUGGCCGCGGAGGUACGCACCGCCGUUGCGGAAGCCGGCGGCAAGGUGACGAUAGAGGCGCUGGAGAAGAUGGAGCUGACCAAGUCGGCGGUGUGGGAGGCGCUGCGUCUGGAGCCGCCCGUCAAGUUCCAGUACGGCCGCGCCAAGGCCGACAUGAACAUCGAGAGCCACGACGCGGUGUUCGCCGUGAAGAAGGGAGAGAUGCUGUUCGGGUACCAGCCAUGCGCCACCAAGGACCCCCGGGUGUUCGGCUCCACGGCGAGGGAGUUCGUCGGCGACCGGUUUGUCGGGGAGGGAAGCAAGCUGCUGCAGUACGUGUACUGGUCCAACGGGAGGGAGACCGAGAGCCCCAGCGUGGACAACAAGCAGUGCCCCGGCAAGAACCUGGUCGUGCUCGUCGGCAGGCUCCUGGUCGCCGAGAUGUUCCUCCGGUACGACACCUUUACCGCCGACGUCGGCGUCGACCUGCUCGGCCCCAAGGUUGAAUUCACCGGUGUCACCAAGGCCACGUCCGGUCCUGGGGCUGUUUAGAACCUGCACCGGCCAUCUGUGAGACAGUGACAAACGGAUCAACUCGUACGAACGCCAGUCAUAGCAUGCAUGACAAACGGAGUAUGAAGUAUGUCAGUCAUGCAUGUAUCUUGUUCGGUAGCUUCGCGUGCAUGUUUUCCUUUUCGCACUCUUGCCCAGCGUAAUAAAAUGGACCCCUGUCAUAAGAUUAGGAGCACCUAUUUAUCAACGGAACAGUCUUGCCAAAUCUUAGUCAAUUAAUGGUUAAGUCUCGGUUGAUGUCAUAUUCAUAAGAUUUUACAUUGAGAUUCACACAAUUUAGAAAGCGCAGAUCCAUAUUUCGUGGCUGCUUGCUACAUGUUUUCCU